Messenger RNA from Drosophila rhopaloa, 491 nucleotides. RefSeq names its product ER membrane protein complex subunit 5 (gene EMC5). The transcript has 3 exons. Gene Ontology annotation, cellular component: EMC complex; plasma membrane; early endosome. The record is from RefSeq and is a predicted model, not a curated record. NCBI's taxonomy places the organism in Eukaryota, Metazoa, Arthropoda, Insecta, Diptera, Drosophilidae. The coding region runs from base 84 to 413 and encodes 109 amino acids.
GUGUGCCCGCAGUUGUAAAUUAGCAAAAAUUUUAUAGAAAAUAGUUCGGCCUGCGAUUGUAGUUUGUAAUUGUUCAAUAAAAAAUGGGCAGUAAAUUUUUCAAUAAGCUUUUGCUGAUUGCCGGAUUUGCCAGCUUGGCUCACGCCGCAUUUUCGGCUGCCCACCAUCGCACUUAUUUGAGGCUGACGGAACAGGAAUGGACUAGCCUUCCCUUAGAUAUUAUCCUGCAGACCGUCAUCAGUUUGGUGAUUGUGAUCUACAAUAUCAUCGAGGUAGUGGGCAACUUCAAGGAAAUUCGCGCCACCGUGGAUAUGCAGCAGAAAACGUGGGACACCUUGGGCAACUUUCCAUCGUUUUAUUCAUUUAAUCACCGCGGUCGUGCCUUGAACCCUGGCUACACGCCUCCGGAAUAAGAGGUCAUUCUUUCAAGUUCUGCUCUUCUUUUAUUUAUAGUCUCCACAAGUUACAAGAUAAAUAACGCUAAAGAACAA